ACUUCGUCAAUUCGCGGCCAUACAGUUUGCAUUACCUUUUUUAUCACGGACUCUAUACAUACGCCUUAUAAUCCUGCUGUCUCGCAUUAAGUCGAACCUCAGACCUCAGCAGUUCCGUCAGUGUUAAGUUUACUUCCACUCGCCAACGUGUCCUACAAUUGUCAUGACUGUACCCCCAGCUCGUUGCGCGGAUGUCCAGGUAUGUUUGAAUUUAGGCCUUUCGACGUCGGCUAAAUUGCUACAGGUCGGAGAUAUCGCUUGCUGCGACCCAAACCUUGCAGUCCCUCUUCUGAGAGCCUACAAUCAUGAUGCAGACAAGAAGGAUCACUUCUACACCACUAAUGCUAAGGAGAUGAAAACAGCCAUCGACAUGCUUGGAUACGCUGCGGAGGCAGUCGCUGCCUACGUCUUUCCCACCCCACAGCCCGCCACUGUCCCGCUCUAUCGCAUGUUCAAUACGGGUGGUGUGGACCAUUUUUACACCACGUCGUUUGACGAGAUGCAGCGCUCGGUUCUAGAAAAUGGUUACAACGAUGAAGGGAUCGCUGCACAUGUCUUUAAGACUAACAUAUGCGGAAGCAUUCCCCUCUACCGUCUGUGGAGCGUACAUGAUACAGAUCACUUAUACACCACGAGCAUAAAGGAGGUGAACACCUCUGUUGCCAAAAAUGGUUAUGUCUUUGAGGGCAUCGAGGCUUACGUACUUCCUGUUCGUUAGUUUGACGGACACAAAGGAUUUGAUUCGAUGUAGAUCGAUGUGUAGAAUUACUUUGUGUUUUACUUCCCCGGUUGAAGGCUCCUGAUGUUAUUCUCCCCGAAAAUUCGAUGCCUUUCACAAACCUGC
Molecule: messenger RNA, 844 nt
Organism: Suillus clintonianus
Lineage: Eukaryota; Fungi; Basidiomycota; Agaricomycetes; Boletales; Suillaceae
Exons: 2
Coding region: 164-718 (184 amino acids)
Source: RefSeq, a predicted model, not a curated record